Messenger RNA from Kazachstania africana CBS 2517, 1641 nucleotides. RefSeq names its product Mif2p (gene MIF2). Gene Ontology annotation, biological process: attachment of mitotic spindle microtubules to kinetochore; spindle attachment to meiosis I kinetochore; kinetochore assembly. The record is from RefSeq and is a predicted model, not a curated record. Gene Ontology annotation, molecular function: centromeric DNA binding. The coding region runs from base 1 to 1641 and encodes 546 amino acids. The transcript has a single exon. NCBI's taxonomy places the organism in Eukaryota, Fungi, Ascomycota, Saccharomycetes, Saccharomycetales, Saccharomycetaceae. Gene Ontology annotation, cellular component: kinetochore.
AUGGAUUACAUGAAUCUAGGUGUAAAGUCUAGAAAGACUGGACUGCGAGUUAAAAAUGAUAUAAAUAAGGAUGAGUUCUCCAUGGAAAGAAUUGAUGACUUUUUCAAUGAUGAUAAUGAUAAGGACAAAUUGGACAGAACUCCCGGGACUGCUACAAGAAAAUGGAAUCGAUCAGGAUUAUCUUCACCUCAUAUAUUCUCACCUGAAGUUCUAAAUUCCAAGAGAUCGUCUUUACUAAGUCAUUCCUCAGUAAGAAAUGAUCCGGAACCAUUUCUCGAUGAUAAUGAAGCUCAAUUGGAUCUUCUCCAGCCAAUUUUUGAAGAAGAUAUUAAUAAAGAGGAAGACGAGGUCAACUCAAGGCAAACUCAAUCUUACAAUACAACUUACGAUCUGCCAAAUAAACCCAGGAAUACGAAGAAUCCUUACACAACGGACUACAAAGAUGAUAUACCGGACCUAAUUUCGGAUGAUGAUACUACUAUUGACAACACAUACUUAAAUACGUCAGAUAAUGCUCUUCUAGAAGAGGAAAUUUCUGAUAGUUACCUAAACGAUGGUAGUACGAGCGAUGAAGGUCCAAGCUCUGAUAGUUCCGACAAUGAUGAUAAUAAUGAAAGUGAGCUCAGUAUUGUAAGCGAAGAUGAUCGAACAUACAUCCCCUCUGAGAACGAGGUUGACGAAGGGCACAACUCUGUAGCAUUCGAAGAAGAUGAUAUUUCGUCUGAUGGCGAGGACUAUCUUCUUGCUCAGAGAAAUAAUAAUGCGGAAGCUAUUGGGCACGAUAAUUCUGGAUUGAGAAGAUCCACUAGAGUGAAGGUUCCUCCUUUAGAGUACUGGAGAAAUGAAAAGAUCGUAUAUAAAAGAAACUCAGAUAAGCCUGUGCUAGAUAUUGCAAAAAUCAUAACUUAUGAAGAAGCUCCAAGAAAGAAGGCUUUAUUGAGUUCCACGACAACCCCUUCCGCUCCUAGAAUAAGGAGACCAAUAUUGAGUAAGAGGCAGGUAAGAAUACGCAAAGUACCAGUUAAGAAUAAUUCAAAUGCCACAAUAUUAAAUAAAAUCAAUAAUGGAGGGAUGAUUGAAGGAAAAUGGUUGAAGGAUGGCAUGCUUAAAUGUGAUGUCAACAUAGCAAAAGAUAAGAAUACAAAAGAAAAUGAAUUAAUUGCUUUGGCCCCAAAUGUUGCACAAAUGGAAAAAACUAAAAUUACGAAAGAUGAGAAAUAUUCAAUAGCAAUUGCCUUCGAUAAACAUCGAGAUACUUUUGCAAGCGGAAUCUUAAAAUUACCAAUCGGUGGCAAUAGGAAUUCAAAAAACUCGUUCAGCACAGUCACCACUUUUUAUGUUAUAAAUGGUGUGCUAGAAGUUGCAUUGAAUGGGACGAGGUUUGUUGUAAUUGAAAACUGCUCAUUUCAAAUACCUGCUUUCAACGAUUAUGCUUUAAAAAAUAAAGGAAACGAUGAAGUAAAACUUUUCUUUGUACAAGUUACAGUAGGUCAGAGUUCGAAUUCUGAAGAAACUAGGAACCUUACUAGUGAUCCACUGUCAGAGCUAUUCCCAACUUCUAAUGUGAAAUCAUUUUCCAUAGAUAAUAACACCAGGUUGUCUAAGGAUCUUUUUCUUCCGAACUCCUCGAGUGAUUCAUGA